Messenger RNA from Talaromyces proteolyticus, 1636 nucleotides. RefSeq names its product putative CUE domain protein. Gene Ontology annotation, molecular function: zinc ion binding; dioxygenase activity; ubiquitin binding. Gene Ontology annotation, biological process: DNA repair; DNA alkylation repair. The coding region runs from base 63 to 1514 and encodes 483 amino acids. Lineage: Eukaryota; Fungi; Ascomycota; Eurotiomycetes; Eurotiales; Trichocomaceae. The record is from RefSeq and is a predicted model, not a curated record. The transcript has a single exon. Gene Ontology annotation, cellular component: nucleus.
UCUCACGCGCGUUAUUUUCGCCUUAAACUAAUAUGACAAGCAAUUAAUUAAUAUACAAGAAAAUGGGCGCAGAGGCUCCUCGGAAACGACGAAGACUAUUUUUUGAGUCGUAUGCGGAGAUCGAUGCCCAGAAAAAUGGUCUUAAAGAGCAAAAUCAAAAUCUCGAAGUGGACCAAAGCGCAAUACACCAAGUGCAACAGGAAGAGCAUCACGAGAACGAGUCCACAGACAUGAAACUGGCGAGGCUACUAUCCCUAUUUCCAAACUCCGACGAAGCCGCACUACUAGAUGUGCUGAUCUCGUAUGAAGGGUGUGUUGAGGCUGCAUCAGCUGCGAUAGACGCCGGACAAGAAGAUGCAGAACAAACCGAAGACUCACCAGCCUCACCUAUUGAGCAGGCGUCCAAAUCCACCCCUAUUCCAGGAAUACAAACAUCCCUAUUAUCCUCCUUUUCCAUCCCCCCAUCGUCACUAGGCUGGUCGAAACCGCUCACGAAACGUGGAAAGACGCUUUACCUCUACUCACCCGAAGACGUCGCCCGCAAUACUCCCUGCUCCAUAAUCCACAACUUUCUGCCCCCGACACAAGCAAAUGCGCUUCUGGAGGAGCUUCUUGAAGAUGCCAAAUCAUACGAAUGCGAAAAGUUCCAGUUAUUUGAUACCGAAGUCCAGAGCCAUCAUACAUCUAAACUAUAUGUCUCCGAAGCGCAGGGAAUGAUGGAACGCAGCUCGGAGUUCGUAUACAACGGCUCGUUCCGGAAUAACGUGCGCAAGCUCUCGCCGCUGAUGAAUACUGUUUCUGAGAAGGUGCAGAAAGCCGUGAAUCGUGAAAUUCAGGCACGUAUAAAGUCUCAUUAUCCGGGAGGCAAAAAGCUUAAAUACCAAUCCCCGGAUGAAUGGCUUCCAAAUGCAGCGGUCGUGAACUGUUACACCGGGCCGCAGGAGAAUCUGGGAUGGCAUUCGGAUCAGUUGACGUAUCUUGGGCCACGGGCAGUGAUCGGGAGCUUGAGUCUGGGCGUUGCUAGGGAGUUUCGCGUUCGAAGGGUCGUGCCUCGAGACAAUGAUCAAGAGAAUAAACAAGACGUAACCAAAUCCCACUCAUCUGACAGAGUAUCCGAUACCCAGGGCCAAAUCUCAAUCCAUCUCCCGCACAACUCACUUUUAGUUAUGCAUGCAGAGAUGCAGGAGGAGUGGAAACACUCCGUUCCAACCGCUCUGACAAUCUCUCCGCAUCCUAUAGCGGGGAAUAGGCGUAUUAAUGUCACUUACCGAUGCUGGCGCAAGUCUUUCGACCCACAGAACAUCCCACGCUGUCGAUGUGGCUUGCCGACAAUUCUGCGAUGUGUGCAACGGAAACAUGAGAAUUACGGCCGGUAUAUGUGGAUGUGCUAUGCUGGAUAUUCGCCUGGGAAGAAAGGGUGUUCGUUUUUUCAAUGGGCGCGAUUCGAUGAUGAUGGGGAACCGCUGUGGGAGGAAAUGGGUAUCAGGCCUGUGGCUAAAGGAAAGAUGGGAUAAUACUUGAAGAUGCUGCAAGGAAUUAAUAUGAGAGUGGCAUAUACAUAUGCAAGGUUGGACCAGGUUGUAUUAAUAUAAUGAUUGAUUGACUAAACGAGGAUUGUUUGUGCUAACUAUUACUU